GCGCAGUGCGCGCUCGGCCGCGGCCGGAGCGGCGGCGGCGGCGGCGGCGGCGGCGGCCGCGGCGGGGAGGGAAAAUGGCGGCGGCGGCGGCGGGGGGAGCGGGAGCCGUCACCGGGGCGACGCGGCCGGCACGGCCCCGGCUGCCCUGAGGCCGCAGCUGUGAAGUGGAAUGCCAUGGCCAGCUCCUCAGACAGUGAAGAUGACAGUUUCAUGGCCGUGGAUCCCGAAGAAGCUGUGGUCGAAGGGACGAUGGAGCAAGAUGACGAGCCCCACGCUGAGCUGGAGGUGGAGGAGACCAGGCACAACAGAUCAAUGUUGGAGCUCCCCGAAGAGGUUUUGGAAUAUAUCCUGUCCUUCCUCUCACCGUACCAGGAGCACAAAACUGCUGCCCUUGUCUGCAAACAGUGGUAUCGACUAAUCAAAGGUGUGGCCCAUCAGUGUUAUCACGGCUUUAUCAAAGCGGUGCAAGAAGGAAAUAUUCAGUGGGAGAGUCGCACUUACCCCUACCCAGGAACCCCCAUCACUCAACGCUUCUCGCACAGCGCGUGUUACUAUGACGCCAACCAGUCGAUGUACGUGUUCGGGGGCUGCACACAGAGCAGCUGCAACGCUGCCUUCAACGACCUCUGGAGACUCGACCUCAACAGCAAGGAGUGGAUCCGGCCCCUGGCAUCAGGUUCGUACCCCUCUCCCAAGGCUGGCGCCACGCUGGUGGUCUACAAGGACCUGCUCGUGCUGUUCGGCGGGUGGACGCGACCGAGCCCCUACCCUCUGCACCAGCCAGAGAGGUUCUUUGACGAAAUCCACACGUACUCGCCCUCCAAAAACUGGUGGAACUGCAUCGUGACCACCCACGGCCCCCCUCCCAUGGCAGGACACUCCUCCUGUGUCAUCGAAGACAAAAUGAUCGUCUUCGGAGGCUCGCUGGGAUCUCGGCAAAUGAGCAACGACGUCUGGGUGCUGGAUCUCGAGCAGUGGGCUUGGUCCAAGCCAAACAUUUCUGGGCCCAGCCCUCACCCGCGAGGUGGCCAGUCUCAGAUUGUCAUCGAUGACGAAACCAUUUUAAUCCUUGGUGGCUGUGGUGGUCCCAACGCACUGUUCAAAGACGCCUGGCUGCUGCACAUGCACGCGAACCCCUGGACGUGGCAGCCGCUCAAGGUGGAGAACGAAGACCACGGAGCCCCGGAGCUGUGGUGCCAUCCUGCCUGCCGGGUGGGACAGUGCGUCGUGGUCUUCAGCCAGGCUCCCAGCGGGAGAGCCCCGCUCAGCCCCAGCUUGAACUCUCGCCCCUCUCCCAUCAGCGCCACGCCGCCCGCCCUGGUGCCCGAAACGCGGGAGUACCGCUCCCAGUCUCCCGUCAGGAACACGGACGAGGCUCCCUGCGUCAACGGCCGCUGGGGCACCCUGCGGCCCAGAGCGCAGCGGCAGACGCCCUCGGGAUCGCGGGAGGGCAGCCUCUCCCCGGCCAGAGGCGACAGCUCGCCCGUGCUCAACGGGGGCAGCUUAUCGCCCGGAGCCGCUGCGGCCGGCGGCGCCUCCUUGGACAGCCCCGUGCAGGUGGUGUCGCCCGGCACGCCCGGAGCCGCUGAAGGCUGCGAGCUGAAGGUCGGGCUCGCCCUGGCGCCGAGGCGGGGGUCGCUGCCGGAGCAGAGAGACCUCCGCUUGGGGUCCCUCGACCUGAGCUGGGAGCAGAAACCGGCUUCCGUCGUCUGCCAGACGGACGGUGCGGACAGCAGGACGCUCGGCGCCGGUGCCAGGAACCCCCCCGAGCACACCAACGGCAUCCACACGCCACCCCACGUCACCGGCUCCCUGCCGGGGGCUGUCUCGCCCGGCGCGCUCCGCAGGAGCUUGGAGGCCGUCAAAGCCCUGUCCUCCAAGGGUGCUUCAGCUUCUGCCGCCCUCAGCCCCCCCCUCGUGGCCUCGCCGGGGUCCCCGGGCAGCCAGGGCGCGGGUGCCGAGGCGCGGCCGGGCUCUGCCCAAGGUGAGGGCCAUUCCCUGCCGCCCAUCGCCCGCCGCCUGGGCCACCACCCUCCGCAGUCCCUGAACGUGGGGAAGCCGUUGUACCAGAGCAUGAACUGCAAGCCCAUGCAGAUGUACGUGCUGGACAUUAAAGAUACCAAGGAGAAGGGACGAGUCAAAUGGAAAGUGUUCAAUAGCAGCUCCGUGGUGGGGCCGCCCGAGACCAGCCUGCACACGGUGGUGCAGGGCCGAGGGGAGCUGAUCAUAUUCGGCGGCCUCAUGGACAAGAAACAGAACGUGAAGUACUAUCCCAAAACCAAUGCCUUGUACUUUGUGCGAGCAAAGAGAUAAUGUGGCCCGAGCUGUGCACCACCACCACCACCUCCCCUCCCUCCCCGGGGCUCUCCCUCUCCUUUUAAGUCUGUCGCGCAGGCACUCAAACUGUGAAUUAGGGCACAACAAACCAAUAAAGUCCAAGCAAACCUCCAGUGCUGCCCGCCCGUUCCCAGUAAGACCCCAGUUAAGCGAAUCGUGUUUACAAGCAGGGAGGGAGCUCCCUGCCCAUAGGAUCCACGUUGCUGUGCUCACGCAGGAGCUCUCUGCUGUGACCUAGGCCAAGGAUUUAGGGUGAGCAGGCGGGAAGCCUGCCAUCCCGUAGCCUCUUGAGGUUUUUUUUUGUGUUUUGUUUUGUUGUUUUUUUCCUCUUCCAGGGGUUUAAGAGGCCUCGUAUCUCUGAAACUCUUUGUGGAACACGAGUAGCAGUGGUUUCAGUAAGAACCAGCUCAAUACCUGCAGACAGGAGGCUGUUAGCUCGUGUGCACUGAUUGCUCCCAUGCUUCAAGUAUGGCUCUGUAAGGAACACAACAGCAAUACCCGAACAGGAACCUUCCAGCACUGCAAGUUGUGACCUUUGCUCCAAACAAACACGAUGCCUUUUUUGCCUCUCACCCCUUUGGCCUGACAGUCUCAUUCCUGUCCUCCGUGCAGGACCGUAAGAAGGAAGAAAGGACAGUUUUGCGUUGAAAUGCCAAAAAAAAAAAAAAAAAGUUGAGAAAUCGGCUGGGCAGGACUCGCUUUCGCAGCCCUCUCCUCCUUGCCUGGCAGCCUCGGUGCUGGAUCUGUGGCGCUGCGCGAUCCCAGCCGGCGCAGUGGGUACGUGUUUGGGAACGCUCGCAGCAGGGCCACGAGGUUGCUGCUGUCCCCCCGUGCGCCUCGGCGGAGAUGGAGCCUCCCUGCUCUGCCCCGGCUCCGUGCCGCGCUCUGGGGACGUGCUGAAACCGGGUCCGAAUCUCAGAAAUUUGGGGGGUGGAAGGGGGUGGUUCCUGCGAGAUCCCGACCCGAUUUCACCGUCUGACAUCUCCGACUGCUGCGUGGGGGGUUCAGCAUCGUUCUGGGUCCCACAGCAGAAAAUGGUUUACUCCAAAAAUCACGUUGCGCCACCAAAACGGAGAUUGGGCUGCCCGUUCCCCUUUAGGCUCGGAGAUUUCCAUGUCCGUGAACGGCCCAAACACGUACACAGCUUUUCUGCGCCCGCUGAAGCAGCACCUCAUAGCCUGGGAACGCUUUUUUUUCCAGCCAAAACGAUGAAUUAUUGGUAAACUGGAGCAUGCGAGCGGCAGGGUGGGCCGGCAUUAGCCUUGAUAGCAGUAACAAAAUCAUCUUUGCAUGUGCCUCCUUCCGCAAAGAUUAAAACAAAGAAAAAUCCAAAUGGAUUGAACCUGUGUGUCCGUCUGGGACAAACUUCCUUCCUUCCUUCCUUCCUUUCCAGCUUGAGAUGUGGGGGGUGGAAAUGGGCAGAUUCUGCUCAGUUUUGGUCAACAGCGCGUGCCCAGCUCCGGCCCAGGGCUGGCGACCGCCGGCAUCUCUCACCCAGCGCCCGAAAUAGCUGAAAAGUAGGAAACUCGCCCCAAAGCGCCGCCCGGCCCGCCGGCAGUGCCAUGACGUGGUCCCCGUCCUUCUCCGUCCCCACCGAGCUUUGCUGGCUUUGGCUCGUCCCCGGGAGGGCUCAGGGCUGGAUGUUUUCUACCCAAAUCCCCCCGCCCCGAUAAAAGGGGAUUUAUCCGUGAGCCACUUGGGGCUGGGGCAGGGCCCGGGGCAGGACGGUGCCCUGGGUGCUCCGUUUGUAGACAGACCCCCGCUGAAAUCCCCGCACCCCGGGAGCGCCCACCGGGGUGUCCGGCGCGUUCCCCCCCGCCUGCAUGUCCUGGCAUCGCCCCGGAGCAAAACCCAACAGGAAUUUGGGGCCGCUGGCUGCGAGCUCGGGGUGUCCCCAUGAGGGGCUGUGGGUCCUCAUGCUGCCUGCACCCUGCAUCCUCCACCAGCCCCAAAUCCCCCUCAACCAGCCCCAAAACCGCCCUCCCCUCCCUGCGCGUCGCAGGAAGGCAUGUUCUUGCGAUAAAUUCCUCGGAAAUGAUGAAUUCCUCGGAAACGACCCCGUUUUCCCCGGCGGCGCUGGUGCUGUGAGGUCCCCCCGCCACUCAGGUCCCCCCGGCGCUGGAGGCUCGGCCGCGCGUAGGAACGCGAAGUGAUUUCGGUGAUAUUUAAAUCUGUGUACAUUGAUUUUUUCUUUUUUUUUUUAUGUUUUUCCCCCUUCCUGGAUGAAUUUUUAGCAGUUUAACAAAUAAAAACUGAAGAAAC
This is a messenger RNA of Anas platyrhynchos (mallard), 4599 nucleotides long. RefSeq names its product F-box protein 42 (gene FBXO42). Gene Ontology annotation, molecular function: ubiquitin-like ligase-substrate adaptor activity; protein binding. Lineage: Eukaryota; Metazoa; Chordata; Aves; Anseriformes; Anatidae. The record is from RefSeq and is a predicted model, not a curated record. Gene Ontology annotation, cellular component: SCF ubiquitin ligase complex.